Molecule: messenger RNA, 1140 nt
Organism: Armigeres subalbatus
Lineage: Eukaryota; Metazoa; Arthropoda; Insecta; Diptera; Culicidae
Exons: 3
Coding region: 1-1059 (352 amino acids)
Molecular function (GO): nucleic acid binding
Source: RefSeq, a predicted model, not a curated record
AUGAGCAAUAUAAUUAUUCAAACGGUACGACAUCAACACGCGGCUCCAAGUACCGUUUACCAUGCGCUCUAUGGCUAUUACUUCCUGGGAAUUCCCAGGAAGGAGCUCUCCAGGAUUUACGGGAAGUCAACAUCCACCAUAGGCUAUUGGAUUCUUAAAUAUGAGGAAAACGGAGUUUUCAAACGAAAACAGCGACUGCAGGUAUACAAAAAAUUUAGCGCUAGCAUGAGGGAAUGGCUGGUCGAUCUUUACCGUCGUGAACCUGUACUGCUGCUCGAGGAAGCAAGGGACCGGUUUCAAAAACAUUUUUAUGUCACAAUAAGCGUCUCAUCUGUAUGCAUUAUACUGCAUGAGGCAGGAAUGACAUGGAAAUGUAUUGAACGAAGAGCAAUACAAAUUCGGGAGGACGAAAUAACCCGGUUUGUUCGUGAUAUGUUGGCCAUUCCAUGGGAUCUCAGCAAUCUUGUUUUUCUGGACGAAGUUAGUUUUGAUAACCGCGAAAUGUUAAGUAAGAAAGGUUACGGGAUAGUUGGGAAUAAAAUUCUGUACCGAGGGGAGUUUUGCAGAAAACCUCGAGUAUCGUUUUUAUGCUUCCUUGGUGUAGGAGGAAUGGCAGACAGUUUCUGGACAGAGGGUACUUUUAACCGGAGAAAGUUUUUCGAAUGCUGUAGAAAGUUUGCUCUCAACAACAAAGAGGUUCGGAAAUAUCCAGGAUUCCCAUCAGUCUGGAUCCUAGACGGGGCAAGGAUCCACUGUGAUGUUAAUAUUAUACGAUAUCUUCGAUCUAUUGGGAUAAUCCCUAUCUUUCUGCCACCAUAUUGUCCAUUCUUUAACCCAAUUGAAAUACUUUUUGGAUUGAUCAAACGAAAUUUGAAAAUAGCCCAUCUUGAAGGAGCUCCUAUUCUGGCAGAUAUUUGUGAUGCUAUGAAUCGAUUCAAAGUCUAUCCAUGUGCAAAGAUCUUUGAGCAUUGUGGUUACUUUCCCGGUGGUACAUUUCUGCCAGAGAAAGGUCUUCAGCAAGAUGUUAAGAACAUUGGUUUGAAUAUUACAACCCGAUAAUAAACGAUGGGUUCUCUUACAAGCAAUAUAAAAUAAAAAGAAUAUAUAAAAUACAGGAAGUCGCAUUUUAUUUCACAUUCU